AUGGCUUCAGGGGCAAAAUGGGACCCAAGGUUUGCGGCGGCAGGCAGAGGGGUAGUAACUGAUGUCGACCAUGAUUUGACGUCGGAUGAAGUAGCUGACAAAUUUAGGGAGUAUAUUUCUGGCAAGACUGUCGUAAUCACCGGAUGCUCAUCGCAAAGUCUGGGUGCGGAAGCGGCCAGAUGUAUCGCGCAGCAUGGAACCAAGCGGCUCAUUCUUGCUUCUAGAUCUGAAUCUAGAAUGAGGCAGGUUAUAGAAUGCAUAAGACUGUCGUCUGAGCUAGCUUGCGAGAUUAUACCCGUGGAAAUGGACCUAUCGAGCCAGCAAUCGGUUCGCUCGGCUGCCGCCGAAGUUCUCAAAUUAGCACCGGCUAUUGACAUCCUCAUUAACAGUGCGGCUGCUUGCAUGAUCCCUAAGUAUACCACGACUCCGGAGGGAAUCGAAAUGACAUUCGGGACUAAUCAUAUUGGUCAUUUCCUGUUUACUAAUCUCUUGAUGCCGGCUUUGCUCGCGAGUGCUAAUGCACGCGUGGUCAACGUGACAUCCUUUGGCCACCAGUUCUCCAAUGUCCGUUUCGAUGACAUUAAUUUCGACAACGGAAAGUCGUACGAACCAUUCCUGGCAUACGCAGCGAGCAAGUCAGGCAACCUCCUGUUUACGCUUGGCCUAGCUAUGAAACUGGGCAAGACAAAUCUUCGGGCCAUAGCCACCGACCCAGGAUCUGUCCAAACAGGUAUUAAUCGGUUAGUUACGAAAGAAGAGAGCAUACUGAGGGGCUGGUCUUUGCCGGAUGGUCAACCCAACCCGGCGAUUAAGUGGACGACUCCUGCAAAGGGGGUGGCAAGCUAUAUCAAAGCCGCCUACGAUCCCGACUUAGCGAAUAAGAAUGGCGUGGCCAUUACGGCGGGUGGGAUGGAUCAGUCAAUUGCGGCUUAUGCCUUAGACCGCGAAGGCGCAGAGAGAUUAUGGGAGCUGAGUGAAAAACUGGUUGGGCAGACUUUUGAGUAUUAA
Messenger RNA from Annulohypoxylon truncatum, 1008 nucleotides. RefSeq names its product short-chain dehydrogenase. Bases 1 to 1008 code for a protein of 335 amino acids. NCBI's taxonomy places the organism in Eukaryota, Fungi, Ascomycota, Sordariomycetes, Xylariales, Hypoxylaceae. The record is from RefSeq and is a predicted model, not a curated record. The transcript has 4 exons.